Messenger RNA from Ooceraea biroi (clonal raider ant), 4558 nucleotides. Its product is annotated as SH3 domain-containing lethal (3) 05822. Gene Ontology annotation, molecular function: protein binding. The record is from RefSeq and is a predicted model, not a curated record. NCBI's taxonomy places the organism in Eukaryota, Metazoa, Arthropoda, Insecta, Hymenoptera, Formicidae.
GGUUAUGAAACGGUUUUGAAACCAAUGCGUGCUGCCUGGGUAAUAAUAAUAAUAAUAAUCAAAAUCUCUUUUCCGAGAAUGAGACAUUGAUUCAUUCAUUGGGAUAAUUCAAGGAAUAACACACACAACCCUACAUGCCAUUAUCGUCGCGCGAUGCAACGUGAACUGACAAGCGACAACUGAGCAGUUAAAUUCAAAGUGACUGUUUGAAACGCGCUCGGCUGCACUCGUGCAAAGUCGUCGCUAGUGCAGCGGCGGCGGCGGCGGUAGCGCCGAAUGAAAAAUGGCCGCAAACCUGGGAACAGAGAUGCGGAUUCCAACGCGCACGGCGCCUCGUCCCCCCGGCCAGAGUGCGACGCGGAGAGAUCCGAUUUGGAGCAGCAGUAACGACAUAUUCGAAGGUACCCUGAUGGCGCAACCCGUACAGAGGAAGAAACCGCCUCCUCGACCGCCACCUCCAAAGUUCAACCAGAAUCACAUGCAAUACCAGAAGGAUCAGAAACCGAGAAAGCCAGCUAGGCCGACGGAACUGUUGACGAAUUUUUUCGGACGUAAGAAGCAAGAAAGUCCUUUCCCAUCACGCUCUGCCAACCAAUCACAAAGUUCCACGACGCAAUCCACGACCUCCGUCAUGACGAUGUCCCUGAUAGAUCUUAGUCCACCGGGAUCCCCGACGUUCACAACUCGCUCCAGCAGUGACGGGGUCAGUGUCGACAGCUUCGGCAGCGACGGCAACUCCAAUCCAUCUGCGUUCACGAGCAGCGGGAACACGUCGCAAACGGAAAGUGCCUUUGAAGAUGAUUUCGACUUUUUCGGCAUGUCCAAGAAGACGGCACAAAACGACCCGUGGCAGAGCAGGACGACGCCGCAGGACCCCUUUGGACCCUUGGAGGACGCAUGCUCGAAACCGUCUCAGGCCGCCGGCAGCCUCUUCUCUCUCAACUCGAAUAGUCGCGUAACAAGUCAAGUGCCUUCUAAUCUGAUCACGUCCAAACCCUUGAUCACGUCGAUGCCGACAAUAAUCCGAGCGAGACCGCCUAAGCCACCGGCGCCGAAAUUGCCGCUGAAAAAGUUUGUAUCGACAGCCAAGGGAACGUGCAAUAGCUACAAAGUCUUCAACACCGGCAUGACGGAAAAUGCAGGAUUGGCAGUGGAUUUGUUCAACGCGUGGCCUGAUGACUGCGAGCAGAGCGAUAGUAGUCCGUCGCCGCCCAUGCCGACGAUACCACCGCCGGCACUGCCCGCGACUUAUCUGGCGGAAUUGGACAGCGAUCUUGCAAGAGAUUCCAGUGGACCGUGCGGUGUCGCGCUAUAUGACUUCCCAGCGACUCACCCGGACGACUUGGCCUUGAAAGAGGGCGACAUUGUCCAACUCGUAGGGAAAGUCAACGAUGACUGGCUGGAGGGAAGAAUAGGAAAUCGCCAAGGGAUCUUCCCACACAAUUUUGUCGAUAUCAAAGUACCUCUGCCAGGUCUGUCGGACAACGUGGUUACGGCGCUUUACGCUUUUCCCGGAGAAAACAGCGAUGAUCUAUCGUUUGAGGAAGGUGCAAAAAUAACAGUUAUAUCGAGGAUAUCGGAGGACUGGUUGUAUGGUGAGUACAACGGCAGAAAAGGACAAUUUCCAGUGAAUUAUGUAAAUAGACUUCCACGUAACAUUUGAAGGUUCUCGCAGUAAAUAUUUUGUAUCGAAUGUAUCAAAAAACAAGCCACUAUAUUCCAAGAGUCUCCGUAUAUUAUAGACAUUAGGGCAGUUAAGAGUAAGAGAAAAUGCUUAAAGCCUUCAUCUUUCAUUAUAGAAUUUUUAGUGGGGUCAUUAUGUACAAAAUGGUGGAGAAAAAAAGAUUUUUAGAAAAAUUUUAGAAAAUUUUACUAACAAGAAAGACUGAAUCAUGUACGAUUUCUAAUCGUCGUGUUCCAAUAGAAAUAAUAUCCAGAAAUAAUUGCGCUGUUACUUUUAGAAAUUAGAAAACAACACUUUCUGCAACAUAUUGGUGAUAUCAACAAUUACCUUCUGUUUCUAAAGACUUUGAACUUCAUAGUGUUUACAGUGUUUUAAAAGAAUUCCGAUGUCUUAUUGCUGAACUAUUUAAAUUUAAUUGUUUCGAAACAUUGUCCAGUGAUUUUCAAUUGUAAUGGUUAAUUACCAUUGAAGAAAUCACAGUCUAUAAUAAUUAAGUGACGAUACAACUGGCACUCUGAUCUGAGGACAUUUAUUUUCUAUUCUAUGUAGAUCGCACAAUUUUCUCCACACAUAUACACGGUAUAGAAAUACAAAUUUUUUUCAUACUGAACUAUAUAAAUUUAUAUCGUUUUUGUAUCUGAAUUUUAUAUAUCCUAAUAUGAAGAAAGACAAGUAUUUUUAAAAAGUUUGGAUGAUUAUCGUGAUAUUACUACGAAGCUUUUCUGAAAAUGUUUUUUUUUUAUGAGCUUAUGAGUUUAAUGCCUCUAUGACUACAACUUAGUCCGUCUAAAAAUAUUUGUUUUCUAUUCUAUGUAGAUUGCUAUGUAAUUUAUAUUUUCCCCACACAUGUAUACAUGGUACAGAAAUUAUUCAAAUUUUUUUUGAUGAUGAGACUUUUGCGCGCCAUGAAUUUAAUGAUUACAAUCUUGGUUUUCUGACAAUAUAUGUUUUCUAUUCUAUGUAGAUUGCUAUGUAAUUUAUAUUUUCUCCAUACAUGUAUACAUGGUACAGAAAUUAUUCAAAUUUCUUUUAAUACUGAACUAUAUAAAUUUAUAUCUUUUUUGUAUCUGAAUUUUACAUAUCCAAAUAUGAUAAAAGAUAGAAGUAUUUUCAAUGAGUUUAAAUGAUUAUCGUGAUACUACGAGCUCUGAAAAUAUUUGUUUUCUAUUCUAUGUAGAUUGCACAAUUUACAUUUUCUCCGCACAUAUAUACAUGGUACAGAAAUGAUUCAAAUUUCUUUUACUGAUGUAGUAAUGAACCUAUAAGUAUUUAAUGAUUACUACUAGGUCUUUCUGAUUCUGAUAUUUGUUUUCUAUUCUAUGAUGACGCAUUUUCAAUUGCUUUUAGAUGAUUAUCAUGAUACUUACGAGAUACCGUGAUACUUAUGCUUUCUCUGAGAAUAUUUGUUUACCAUUCUCUGUAGAUUGCAUAAUUUAUAUUUUGUUCAUAAUCUUCGAUACAAAAAUUAAUCAAAUUUUUUCUAAAUGUAAUUGCGAAUAUUUAUUGAAUGGGGACGUUUAUUCUUUGGAAGGAUAUAUCUGAAAUAUUAUUUUCUGGAAGUAAUUUAAAUAUUUGUUUUUUAUGUAAAGCGUUAAACAAUUCUGCCAAUCUCCAGAAAUUAUUGAUUGAGAAAUGAAAAACUCUUUUUUUGUUGAAGUUUUGCAUCUCUCAUACAUUAUUAGAACAAUUUGUUCUUGAUAAUCAAAUUUAUAAGCAAUAAAAUAAAUGCACUCUUUCUUAAAUGAUCGACUUUAAUGGUAUGUUUCGUUUUAGAAAUUUUUAUUUGGCGAUGGAUAAAAUGCAGAGCAUAUACUUUUGUGUUGUAUAUAUUGUUUGAAGUUAAAUGUACAUGAAGCUAAGGAAUUGUUUGAUAUAUCUUUCCUAUGUGCACUAUAUACGUCUAAAUCAAUACUCACGUUUAAAAAUACAUUGCAUACAUUGCAUAUAUUGCAAUAAUAGAUAUUAUAUAUAUAUAUUCAAGAAAAUGUCUAAAUGAGAGUAUAGUGUUUGUAUUUUAUAUAUAUAUACAUAUAUAUAUAUAUAAAUAUAAAUUAUAUAUAUAUAAAUUACAUAUUACAUACAAAUUCAAUAUAAUUAAUUAUAUAUAUUCAAAACUGUCAUCUUUGCAUAAUAUAUUUAUAUUGUACUGUGUACGUGUAUACAUCUAUUCCAUUUUAGACAUUUUUUUCAAUUAAAGUUACCAACAUAAUAAUGGUUGUAAUGUAUAUUACGUGAGUAUGUAAAAUAGGGAGAUAAAAAGAAGGUUGGUCAAAUAAUCGUUUAUUUAACCUACCUUAAUAACGAAUAGAUACUUUUCUAUUUAUGUAUAUUUAAUUAUUAUAUCUACACAUACAAAUUAUGUAAUUACGAAACUCUAAUUUGGAAAUUGUAAUAAUGAUCGUGCGCAUUGAAAUGUAUUUCAAUGUUUCGCUAUGCACAGAUAUUUGUCAAGUUACUAGUUAAAUCUUACAAAAAAUCAAUAUUAAUUUUGUAUAUUUUUCUUAAAUUAUUUUACUUUGUAUUAGACAUUGGUGCAAAUUUUAAUUAAGUAUAUUCUAAUUUACAUGAAAUUCUCAUUAGCGCAGUAUUAACAUGAUAUCCCAUACAUCGAAGGUCUGCGUCGGGACCAACAUCUUAGCUUGUAAGCCGAAAUUAGGAAAGGCGAGUGAUAACAUAAACAAAGAAUUGAAAGUUAUAUAAAAAAAAAAUGUAAUAACGAAUCCCUUACACGUAAUUAAAUUGUUAAUUUAUUUCGCGAAAAAUUAUGCUGUUAUGCAAGAAAUGCCUAAUACACAAUGUGAUAAUUUGCAAUAUUUAAUGCGUAAACAUUUCAUGUGUAUACAUAAACUAGAAGGAAAUAAAUAAAUUUUCCUC